Messenger RNA from Closterium sp. Yama58-4, 1917 nucleotides. NCBI's taxonomy places the organism in Eukaryota, Viridiplantae, Streptophyta, Zygnematophyceae, Desmidiales, Closteriaceae. The record is from the annotation of a GenBank genome assembly.
AUGGUUGCGGGAGGCACGACCGUCGUCUCUCUUUCCGCUCCCUUCUCCGCGAAUCCUGCCGCGUGGGAGCAGCACGGCCAGGCGCAGCUUCCCCCGCUCUCCGCCACUUCUUCCGCCAUUCCCUCCGCCAUUUCCUCCGUCAUUCCUUCCGCCAUUCCUUCCGCCAUUCCUUCCGCCAUUCCUUCCGCCACUUCUUCCGCGGACCCCUACUCAUCCGCUACCGCCAAACCUAGCGCAUCCGCGGACAUGGCUCUCCGCCCAGCUCCGCCAAUGCGCUCAUCAAGCGAGGGCAGCGGCGCAGUUCCCGCCGAUCGUUCUUCUUCCGCGGGAGUCGGUCUUUGCGCGGACGCGGAGUGCGCGCGCGGAGGGGGUCUACACCGCGGAGACACGCGCGGGGCAUGCGGCGCAGUAAGCGGCGGAGUAGAAAGCCGUUCCGUGGAGGACACGGGCGACGCGCAGCUGAUAUUCUACGUGGGGUUGGCGCACCGGGGGGUUGUGUUGGCGGAUUACGGCAAGCAGAGGAAGCUUCUGCGUAGCCUCGUCGCGUCGGCGCUCCUCGAGAUUCCGCGCCACGUCACCAGAUUCUCCAUGGGUUACGGUCGCACCAACGCUCUGUUCGCCGUCGACCAAUCAGGGCUCGCCACGUUCGCAGUUGCUGACGGGGCGCUGGACCGCCCGCGCGCCUAUUCCAUCCUGGACAGUAUCCGUUGUGCUUAUAUCGAGCUCUGUUCGCUCUCCGUUUCCCGCUCCCCCUCCUCCCCGCGCGCCACUCUCCGCUCCGCCUCCCCCCCUCCCUCCUCCGCCUCCGCCUCCGCGAUUCCCCCUUCCGCUCGCCGCGCCUUUUCCCCAAUCUCCGCGCGUCCUCCCCCGUCCCCCCCGCUCCCCGCGUCGCCUCCCCCGGACACCCCUCCGCGUCCAGCCACGGCGGAUCCCGCGUCGCUCCGCGCGUUCGCCAGGCGAUUGGCGGGCGGCAUUGGCCACGUCAGCAGCUCGAGCCGAGUCAGCAGCGGCGCGUGCCACGUCAGCGGCGGCGGGCACAGCCACAGGCUGAGUCACAGCAGUCGUGGGGGCAGCGGGCGCAGGGAAACGCAGGGCGGAGGGAGGGAAGGUACCGUUGAUGCUAGCAGCGGGGGCAGAGGGGACAGUGGGGGCAGUGGGAACAGUGGUAGCGAUGUUAGCAGUAACACUUGCAAUAGCAACCGGAUGACUCGCGAAAGGGGAGAUUCCGGGACCAUGAUAGGAAAGCACGAGGCGGGGAUGACUGGAAAUGGAAAUUCGCUACUGCUCAAGCAGAGUAGCGAAGGAGGAUCCGCUCACUAUAACGGGGAUGCAUCCGCUCCCUGUAACGCGGAUAAAUCCGCGCCCACCGUUAACGGGCGCGCGGGCGCUCCUUGUAACGCGGAUAAAUCCGCGCCCGUCUUCAACGGGCGCGCGGGAGCGCCCGUCUUCGUGCGCUCGCGAUCCGCGCGCCACUCGCACGUGAUUGUGCACGAGGCGCUCGAGCCGCGCCUGGAGGUGAUUGUAUGGAGCGUGCGCGGGAGAUUAAAGCCAAAGGAGCGGCUCGAGUGCUACCCGGACGCGCCUCGAGCGUAUCUGGUGAGUCACAGCCAAGGGGAGCGACCAGGAGGAGGGGGGAUGGCGGAUCUAGGGAGCAGCAGAGAUGGGGGCGGGGAAGGGGAGAGAACAGGUGCCGGUGCUGCUGCUGAUGCUGGUGGUUUUGGUGUGGGGGGAGUUGGGGGGAUGGGGGGAGCGGGGGGGAUUGGGGGAGCGGGGGGGAUUGGGGGAGCGGGGGGGAUAGGGGGAGCGGGGGGGAUUGGGGGAGCGGGGGGUCGAAGAAUGAGCGCGCGGGAGAGCCUACUGACGCACGCGCAGAAACUCGCGAUCCACAUCGUCCCUGGAAGUCAAUCUGACGGCUGA